Chilo suppressalis (striped riceborer) is the source of this 2903-nucleotide messenger RNA. The record is from the annotation of a GenBank genome assembly. Lineage: Eukaryota; Metazoa; Arthropoda; Insecta; Lepidoptera; Crambidae.
CUCCAGAGAGCUGUUCCGGUACGCGCACCACCCACCACGUCACUGCUUCACCUUCACUAUUCACUUCACUAGUCCUAGUCUUUCGUUCUGUGACGUAAAAUGUAGAUGGGAUUUGUACUACUGCAAUCUUUUGUUGUUUCUAAUUUCAUUCAUAGUAACCCAUUUAACGUUCGAGUGUUUUUGAUAAAUAUUUAUAUCGUACGAUUGUGUGAAGAAAUAGAUUUCGAAAAUGUCGGCGUUUUUAGUAAGCACAAGUCGAAGGGAAGUCCUCAUCAAUUCAAAAUUUAAGAUGAUGAAGAAAAUCGGAGGUGGGUCCUUCGGUGAUAUAUAUUUGGCGAUCAACAUAGCUAAUGGCGAGGAGGUGGCUGUGAAGGUUGAGUCUACGAAGGCACGACACCCUCAACUUCUCUAUGAGAGCAGAGUAUAUAAGAUGCUCCAAGGGGGCAUUGGAAUACCUCAUAUAAGAUGGUUUGGCUACGAGAGGGACCACAACAUCCUCGUGAUGGACCUGCUGGGUCCAUCUCUGGAGGAUCUCUUCAACUUCUGCUCGCGACUCUUCACAGUGAAAACAGUGCUUAUGCUUGCAGAUCAAAUGCUGAGCCGCGUGGAGUACCUCCACUGCAAGUGUCUGAUCCACCGCGACAUUAAGCCCGACAACUUCCUCAUGGGCAUCGGUCGCCACUGCAAUAAGCUCUACAUGAUUGACUUCGGCCUCGCCAAGAAAUACCGCGAUAUGCGCACACGCGCCCACAUCUCCUACCGCGAAGAUAAAAAUUUGACAGGCACGGCGCGCUACGCGUCCAUCAACGCUCACCUCGGUAUCGAGCAGUCCCGACGUGACGAUAUGGAGUCACUCGGCUACGUACUUAUGUAUUUCAAUAGAGGAUCACUGCCGUGGCAAGGCCUGAAGGCUAUUACUAAAAAGCAGAAGUACGAGCGUAUCAGCGAGAAGAAGAUGUCUACGCCUGUAGAGGUGCUUUGUAAGGGAUUCCCGGCCGAGUUUGCCAUGUAUUUAAAUUACUGCCGCGGGUUGACCUUCGAUGAAGUCCCUGACUAUAUGUAUCUAAGACAGUUGUUCCGCAUCUUGUUCCGCACGAUGAACUACCAGUACGAUUACACGUUCGACUGGACCAUCCUGCGCCAGCGCAAGCAGCAUAUGGAGGCUGGCGCUGCGCCCCCGGAUCGCCGCUCGCCGUCUGUGCAGCGUCGCGCGCAGCAGCCUGCGCCCCAGCCGCCACCCAACAACGAGGUGAAGUCGGUGAACGCCACCAACGAGUCCGCCACCAAGCCCGCCGUCAAAGGACACCAAUCUUGAAAGAGAUUACGACGUUCGGCCGCUACGGGUGCUCCGGCGAAGAAGAGAGCACGAUAGCGUCAGUGUGUGUGUGUGAGUGAGACGGCCGGAGUGUGUCGACUACUGUAUUGCAAGCUCUCAACGUGCGUCGAACGCGUCGCUAAAACGGACUAGCUUUUUUUUUCUAUAACAGAGGCCUUUAGGUUAAUCGUCGUAGUGGUUGUCGGCUGGCGUCGGCUGCCGCCGGGCCCCGUCGGCGGUCGUCGGCCCGCGCGAUCCGUAAACUGCGUGUUCACGUGCGCAACUGGAACUUAUUAUAUUAUCAGCGUACGGAACUAACUACCUGCAUUCGCUAUUUAUGGAUGGCGCCACCAACUUCGGUCACUAACUUUUGAUCGUUGAUCGUCAUAUUAUUUAAUUGUAUUGUAUAUUAUAAUAUCCUCUCGUAAAUUCUUUUUUGAUUUGUAAUAAAUAUAAAUUAGGGUCCAUUUAUAGUUUGAGAAAAAAAAUGCAUUUUAAUAAGAAUAUAAAAGAUUAAAACAUAACGUAUAUUUAACAUUGUGACAUGUCCUAAUCGUUCCGUUCUAUAGUUUAUGCUACUCUCGAUGAUUAAUAUAGUUUUUUCGAUGUUAGUUUUAUUAUUAGCUGAAAAUUUCACGAUUUAACGGCGGCUCACACUCGUCGACUGUGCGAGUGCUUCUACUUUUUGAUGUAUAUAACUGUAUAAAAAGCUGAAACACUCACCGGUCGGGGGCGAGGGAGCGGUGUGUAAUAUUGGCUAAUAUUGUUCAUUAAAAUUUACUGAUUUACUAUAAGUAGUUUUUCUGUAACAAAAAAAGAGAAAAUGAUAAAAAAAAAGUUAGUUAAGGUGAAUCUGAUUCCCGUUUCUCGGGGGAGCGUUGCGCGCGGACAGCAUAAUAGAUAUUAUAGAUUCUAUUUUGGUUUGAAUCGGUUUGUCAGAGGUAUGAUUAUAUAGAAAAAUGUACAUAAAAUUACCCACGAGCAGUGCUCUCCCCAGAAUAUCGGUACAUAUUGUGUAUCGCAUAAAAAGUAAACUAAUUGUAAAUAUGAGACAGUGUUCAUUUAAACUGUUAUCUUUUCAUUUAUUUUGUUUCGUUUGUAACUGGCGGUGUCUCGUGGCAUUAUAGUUCACCUCACUGAGGACGAUGUAACACUGUUUGCCGUUCACACUUUGGGGUGGUAUUUUUGUAUACAAAACCUGUUGAGUGACGCAUGUAACAAUAUACAAUUCAUUCUGAUGCUUCCAUAGUGGCUAAUGGCAGUUGUCAUGAGACCCCCCGCAAUUUAUUAUUAAGUGAGUUAGAACUGAGAUCUUGUACGAUUGGGCGUGAAAAAGUGUAUCAAGUGGAGACAAAAUAUGUCGAUAAAUAUAUAUUAUUAAAAAUAGGACACCACAAUGACUUGGAAUUUGUGACCUCUCAUUGUGAUACUAUGGAUCUCAAUAUUCCUCUUUUACAAACUUCCUUUCUUUGCGAAACGGUUAACAGAAACAGACGGGCAACUGUUAUUUUGUCUCCAAUUGAGUUGAUAUACCUACUCGAUGUAACAUGCACUUUAAUUAUAAAUUAAUAAAUGAUACUAAACAAUG